Molecule: messenger RNA, 1462 nt
Organism: Neogale vison (American mink)
Lineage: Eukaryota; Metazoa; Chordata; Mammalia; Carnivora; Mustelidae
Gene: TPH1
Product: tryptophan hydroxylase 1
Exons: 10
Coding region: 1-1335 (444 amino acids)
Biological process (GO): serotonin biosynthetic process; aromatic amino acid metabolic process
Cellular component (GO): neuron projection
Molecular function (GO): iron ion binding; tryptophan 5-monooxygenase activity
Source: RefSeq, a predicted model, not a curated record
AUGAUUGAAGACAAUAAGGAAAAUAAAGACCAUUCCUUAGAAAGAGGGAGAGCAACCCUCAUUUUUUCCUUGAAGAAUGAAGUUGGUGGACUCAUAAAAGCACUGAAAAUCUUCCAGGAGAAGCAUGUGAACCUGUUACAUAUCGAGUCUCGAAAAUCAAAGAGAAGAAACUCAGAAUUUGAGAUUUUUGUGGACUGUGAUAUCAACAGAGAACAGUUGAAUGACAUUUUUCAUCUGUUGAAGUCCCAUACUAACGUUCUCUCUGUGAAUCCACCAGAUAAUUUUACUGUGAAGGAAGAUGGUAUGGAAACUGUUCCUUGGUUUCCAAAGAAGGUUUCUGACCUGGACCAUUGUGCCAACAGAGUUCUGAUGUAUGGAUCUGAACUGGAUGCCGAUCAUCCUGGCUUCAAAGACAAUGUUUAUCGUAAAAGACGGAAAUAUUUUGCAGACUUGGCUAUGAACUAUAAACAUGGAGACCCCAUUCCCAAAGUUGAAUUCACUGAAGAGGAGAUUAAGACCUGGGGAACUGUGUUCCGAGAGCUCAACAAACUUUACCCAACCCAUGCCUGCAGAGAGUAUCUCAAAAACUUACCUUUGCUUUCUAAAUAUUGUGGAUACCGGGAAGAUAAUAUCCCCCAAUUGGAAGAUGUCUCAAACUUUUUAAAAGAGCGCACUGGUUUUUCCAUCCGUCCCGUGGCUGGUUACCUGUCACCAAGAGAUUUCUUAUCAGGUUUAGCCUUCCGGGUUUUCCACUGCACACAGUACGUGAGACACAGUUCCGACCCUCUCUAUACCCCAGAGCCAGAUACUUGCCAUGAGCUCUUAGGUCAUGUCCCCCUUUUGGCUGAACCUAGUUUUGCUCAGUUCUCCCAAGAAAUUGGCCUGGCUUCCCUUGGAGCUUCAGAGGAGUCUGUUCAAAAACUCGCAACGUGCUACUUUUUCACUGUGGAGUUUGGUCUCUGUAAGCAAGACGGGCAGCUGCGAGUCUUUGGUGCUGGAUUACUUUCUUCUAUCAGUGAACUUAAGCAUUCACUUUCUGGACAUGCUAAAGUAAAGCCCUUUGAUCCCAAGAUUACCUGCAAACAGGAGUGUCUCAUCACAACUUUUCAGGAUGUCUACUUUGUAUCUGAAAGCUUUGAAGAUGCAAAGGAGAAGAUGAGAGAAUUUACCAAAACAAUUAAGCGUCCAUUUGGAGUGAAGUAUAAUCCAUACACACGGAGUGUUCAGAUAUUGAAAGACACCAAGAGCAUAACCAGCGCCAUGAGCGAGCUGCAGCAUGAUCUCGAUGUCAUCAGGGAUGCCCUUGCGAAGGUCAGCAGACAGCCGAUCAGCUGAUCCCGAGAGGGUCUAAGCGCCAGUUCCAAGGCCUGUGGGCCAGCUCCUGCUUUUCUUGAAGACCUGCUUGUGGAGGGACAGCAGCCAAACGAUAUUCUCCACUCCUAUUCCUUAAUCAUUUCUUUGA